This is a messenger RNA of Xiphias gladius (swordfish), 3503 nucleotides long. RefSeq lists its product as uncharacterized. NCBI's taxonomy places the organism in Eukaryota, Metazoa, Chordata, Actinopteri, Istiophoriformes, Xiphiidae. The coding region runs from base 643 to 1887 and encodes 414 amino acids. The record is from RefSeq and is a predicted model, not a curated record. The transcript has 3 exons.
UUUGUAAAGGUAGAAAAGGGUAGUUAAAUUAAGCGAUAAAACCUUUUGAUUAUGAAUAGAUGAGCAAUUGAAGGCAGCACUUUGCAUUUAACUUACUUAAUUUUACCCCUCGUGCUGAGUUUUUUUUAUGCACCUUAACCUUUAUGUGAAAUGUUUAAGGGGGUUUGGCUGAUGGAAACUAUUAUUACUGUUUUUGUUAUAAUUAAUAACACAUUCCCAGGAGGGCACCUGUGGCUAGUUCCCUGCUGAAAAGACGUCGCGAAGGAAUUUUAUUUUAUUUUAGUUCGUGGAGUGAAAUCGUAAAUCCGCAGCGGACAUGACGUUAAUACUUUCGGUUUCACCGACACGGCAUGGAAGUCCGCUCACGAAGCGCAAGAGUGGAGCUGCAAACCUCAUCUGCCUACAAGAGCCACAAGUGACCUGAAUUCUCACUUUCAUUUUGGAUGAAACGUCUCGGACUUUACGUUUCAUGACGCCCAGAGAGGUGAGAGCUCCCGGACACUGUGAAGCACAUGACGGGUGUUUACCUCUGCCAGAUGUUUUAGCAGCUGACAGGGUAGCUGAAAAACUUCAGAUUUACUUCCGAGGAGGUGCUGGAGGUGGUGUUACCCCUGUUGUCAGCUGGAUCAGGCCUUCAUCAGGAUGGAUUUCCCAGUAGAGGCAACGGUACAUCUGAAUAUUUUUCGAGAUGAGACAGAGGUGCGAGAAAUCCUCCGGUCACAUGGGUUCGGGGUGACAGAUCUGAGCGGAAAUCGGGUGCGUGUCAAGGGUUCGUUUUUGAAGCUCAAAGCUGUGAAGGCCCGUUUGGAGCAACUUCUCAACUCACAGAGCCAGACCAAGACAAGGCCGUACUCAUCCCCACCAGUCCAAACAGUUUCCUCUGGAGCCGUUCCCAAAUACUACACCAACAACAGCUCUGUGUCAGAUGGUAAGAGAGACAAGGAGACAAGACAGAGAUCCGGAGACAAGCCUCUGCAUGCUUCUCCAUCCUCGCCCUACACCUCUGCAUCAUUGGUGGCAAACACUUCCCACAAUCAUCCAAACUCUCCAGAGUCCAGAGCCUUUUUUUCUCCAAGAGCAGACCAGCAUGCUCCGUUCAGGCAUGGAAGCGAGUCCUUCGUCGUCGAUGCAGAUGUGUUCAGGUACGCAGAGCGGCUCAGGAAAAAAGACAUCGACAUCAUCCUGGAGAACCAUAAUGUUAAAAUAGAAGUGUAUGAAUUUGGCGAUAGCGCCAGCAUCACUUUGCUGGGGAAGAGUGCAAGGAUAGCCAUCAGUAAACUACAGAGCCUCAUGAACGAUCUCAGCCAAUCGCUAUGCACACAGGAGGUUCCUUGGAAGGACAUGGAUCAUGAAGGCGAGGCUCUUUUAGAGAGAAUUCGAAAAGACAACGUUUACAAUUCAGUGCUCGUGUGUGAGAUGAAGGACAGACUCCACCUCGUAGGACCGUCUGAAAAGAGCUACGAGUUAAAGCAGCAGCUGUUGGGGAGGCCGCAUGACCAGCCACAACGCACAGGGAGGACAUUCAAGAAAGACCCCAGGACGAGGAGCAGCUCCCGGCCACCGGUCGACCGAAAGAACACUGAAAGAGACAGUGGUGCCAUCGCUAAUCCAUCCCCUGUUGGAGAUUCAGGUUAUGUUCCAUCAAAGUACCAGGAUAAUAAACAGGAAUGGGCCAAGCCCGAGCGGGGAGCUGGAGCUCGGCUUGGUCAAAGCGGAGCUUUACCAAGAAGCAACUCUGAGUCCCGUGAAAAACAGCGAGCAGACAGGGGUAGUGUGCAGGAGACGGGAAACAAUCGCAAGCUUCCUGAAACGAAACAAGGCCUCAAGCAAUUACUAUUUGUUAGUCCAAAAGAUAUAAAACAGAAGACAAAAGGUUUGAGAAGAUGAAGAAUGAGCUGGUCUCACUAGCCCCAGUUUCCGGUCUUGGUGCUGAGCUAAUCCCUAGCGCCUGCUGGUUCUAGCUUCAUAUUAUCGUUCACACAUGAGAGUGGUAUCAAGAAAAGCAAAUAAGGGAAUUUACAUAAUUUCAAACUCUUUCUUUAAAAAGAUUAUAUAACAAUAUAGCAGCACUUUUUUUCCCCACACUCAAACGCAUUAUAUAAUUGAAUUGUUUUUGAUAAGAAUCCCUUAAAUUUUUAAUUCAAGAAUUGUGACCACGAUACACUCAGUACGCUCAGUACAUAUAUACUCAGUUGUCAGUUUAUUAGGAACAGCUAAAACUCAUGCAGUCUAGUACAACAGUCCCGACUGUAUUACAUUAUACGGAGAGCUGUUUCUGUCAUUCACUCUACCCCCACUGAUAAAAAUGGGUUGGAUGAAGUAACACAAACUCCCGUCACUACAACGCAAUACAGUUCAACAGCGCCAUAAGCUGCGUCCUCCACAGUGACCAUCAAGUUGUAUCAACGCCCCUUUAAAUCAGUUUAAAAAAAAACAGCUUCAUUAUAACCUUCAUGGGGGAGGAUUUGUCGCAGGGCUGUCGAAUCAGCCUGCAUUAGUUAUCUGGGUGUACCUAAUAAACUGGCAACUGAGUUUAUGUACUAAGCAGAACAUUUUACAGUUGAACAACAAACUUGUCAGCGCUCUCUGGUGGACAAACGAGGUUAUGGUGACACUGCCUAAAUGCCGUCAGACUAUAGGAUCCUCCCGACAAAUUUUCGCAUUUGCGAAGCUUUAACAGAAGAAUGUUUUGAUUUUUUACUUAAAAUAUGACUUGAAUGAUUAAUCAAUUUUCAAAAUAGUUGAAAUAAUUUUCUGUCAGUUGACUAAUCGCUGCAGCUCUAGACACUAUUAUUAAAUUGUUGUUCUUUCUGGUCACAAUUGCUUGUUAAUUGGCAUUAUGCUGCUGCUGUACUUAUUUCGGGUUGAUCGCGUUUUGGAUCGGACCUAGUUAUCCUCUGGUCCAGAUCUGGAUCAACUAUCUCUUUGUUGAAAAUUAAUUUAUGCAAGUCGGGUUCGUUCUGAAAUCCAAAAUGUUGGAUGCGUGAAGACCUCAAUCUCAAACAUAUAGUUGACAUUUCUGUACUAAAGUUUUUCGAUACUUAUCGGUCGGUAUAGACACCGAUAUAUAGUACCUGUGAUGAGCUAUAAUGCAAAAUAGCCAUGUUUUAAUCACCUCUUUUAAAUAAUUAUUGUUAUGUUAAAUUAGAAUUGGUCAGUCAGAUUGAUGAAGGUUCUACUGAUCUGACUCUACUGAUGUUAAAAAUGCUAUUAUACUCGUACAAUAAUGAUGUGUACAUAAUGUGACUAUGACACAAAGCACUAUUUUUAUAGGGUUAGUAUGAGGACAGUCAGUUCUUGACACAUCUCUCACACAGUUGUGUUUUAUCAUUGCUAGUUGGUUGCUCUGUUGGGGAUCUGACAAAUGAAUCUGCAUCUGUGCACCGGAUAAGGGCAUGAGCUGAAUGGCUAACAUGUAAAUUAUGUAAACGGGCAAACAGAGGAGCCAGUGUGGCAAUUAAUUACACAAAUAACCAUUUAAAAACACUAACAAUUAUAAUAAA